AUGUCCAAAUAUAAAAAUACGCUUCAAGGAAUCACUAAUACUGCAUCGGUGGCAGUCAAAGUAGGCAUAUUUUCUAUUCUCCUUCGGGAAUAUUUGUUUGACGUUGCAAUUCCUUCUGGCCCGUCCAUGUUUCCCACGCUCAACACAAGUGGCGAUGCAAUUUUGAUCCAAAAAAAAAGGGCUCGCUGCAGCAGGCCAUUUGAGCUAAAUGAUGUGAUAACAGCGAUCAGUCCAAUUGAGCCCAAGAAAAUAAUUUGCAAAAGGAUCUCGGCAAAGGAAGGCGAAUUGGCCGUUACCAUUGGCCACGAGCACAUGAUUAUUCCAAAAGGACAUGUGUGGCUUCUUGGAGACAAUCCAGAAGAGUCGAUAGACUCCAGACACUAUGGCCCGGUUCCGAUUGGGCUGAUCCAAGGGAAGGCCAUUUGUAAGAUUUUGCCACUUUCAAAUAUAUUUGCAGCGUUGUAA
This is a messenger RNA of Mitosporidium daphniae, 465 nucleotides long. RefSeq lists its product as uncharacterized. The record is from RefSeq and is a predicted model, not a curated record. The transcript has 3 exons. Gene Ontology annotation, cellular component: membrane; mitochondrial inner membrane peptidase complex. NCBI's taxonomy places the organism in Eukaryota, Fungi, Microsporidia. The coding region runs from base 1 to 465 and encodes 154 amino acids. Gene Ontology annotation, molecular function: serine-type endopeptidase activity.